This is a messenger RNA of Alternaria infectoria, 465 nucleotides long. RefSeq lists its product as uncharacterized. The coding region runs from base 1 to 465 and encodes 154 amino acids. The transcript has 2 exons. The record is from RefSeq and is a predicted model, not a curated record. Lineage: Eukaryota; Fungi; Ascomycota; Dothideomycetes; Pleosporales; Pleosporaceae.
AUGCCAAUACGGUCGACCGGCGACAAAGAGGUCGAAGCAGUCGACCUGGACCGCUUAUUCGAACAAUAUGUCGAGACAGAUUUACUCAAUCAUUUCAAUGACCGCACGCCUAAGCAAUCCACUUCAGAUAACACGACGCAUCAUUUCGAAUCGUCUUUGUCAAAUGGAAGCGAAUGCUUUGGUCCUGAGCCUAUACUCGAUCGGGAAACACAGGCUGCUUGGCACAAGGCUCUCGAAAAUGGCGGUGUUGGCUUCGUCAACUUCACGCCAGAUGACAGCCGCAAAAUCCUCACUGGUGUUGCACCCAGCGGUUCUAGCAAGACAAAGGCACGACGAGAGAAGGAAGCCGCCGAUAAGCGCAGGAAGCUUAGUCGAGCGGCUAUGAAGGCUGUUAUAGAGGCCGGUGGUGAUAUCGACAGUCUGAGGAGGUUGGAGAGGGAGGGCCUGCUGGUCAUGGAAGGGUGA